Messenger RNA from Venustampulla echinocandica, 1497 nucleotides. RefSeq lists its product as uncharacterized. The record is from RefSeq and is a predicted model, not a curated record. The coding region runs from base 1 to 1497 and encodes 498 amino acids. The transcript has 2 exons. Lineage: Eukaryota; Fungi; Ascomycota; Leotiomycetes; Helotiales; Pleuroascaceae.
AUGGACCAGAUACGCCGUCAACUCGUCAAUGAUGCCACGGAUGCCUUCAUAGCGUCUAUUGAUUGCUCCAAAAUCUGCGACCUAGCUUCUACCUUCCACCCUCAAGGCAAGCCAUGCCGUGUCUUCUGCGAGCCAAAGAAGGGGAGUUAUAAUAUCUGUUUCUUCAUUGUCUUCCUUUCAGAUGAAGGUGAUACAAAUGAAAAAUGGGUGAUACGCAUCCCAUUAACUCCACGUCUAGCGUUUCCAGAGGAAAAGAUGCGCAGUGAGAUAGCUACAAUGAAAUACAUCACAUCAAAAACCUCGAUCCCAAUUCCGCAGCUUCAUGGCUACGGCUUCAGCCAAACUCACCCUUCUGGUCUAACAUUCAUGUUGAUAUCUUACAUCCCUGGUGAUCGCCUCUCUGACCACAAUCUCCCAACUCUCAACCCUCCCCUCCUGUCCCAUCUCCAUACCCAGCUCGCAGAUAUUUUCAUACAACUCCGCCACUGCGAAUUCCCCCACAUCGGCUCCCUCACUCUCGACCCUAUCGAUGACCGGACCCCGAUCUUUGUACAUAAUCGCGCACUUUCGAUUGAUAUCAACGACCACGAACUGGAAGGCCUAAGUCCAACAAGCAUUAUUGGCCCAAGCAAGAUCUAUAGGACCGCAAUCGAUUACAUAUAUGCGCAAACCCAGCUACUCUUCAAUCAGUUCGAUAAGCAGCAAAACAGUGUCUACAGCGAGGCGGACGCCCGAUAUCAUCUCUAUGGGUUACAUCAGUUUAGAAGCAUCCUCAUGGGUUGGUUGAGAAGAGAGUAUAAUGAAGGACCGUUUAUAUUAAUGCAUGGGGAUUUCAGGACGGCAAAUAUCCUUGUUGAUCAAAACCUGAAUAUCACAGGUGUACUUGAUUGGGAGUGGAGUAGGACAGUGCCAGUGCAGAUGUUUCUGCCACCUACGUGGCUAAGAGGGGGUGAUAUCCGUGACUUGCUGAGUUUCCGAGGCCUAGGGUAUGGGAGUUAUUUGGCAGGCUUUCGAGAUGUGGUUAAGGCAAAAGAGAAAGAAAUGCAUUGCCAAGGAAGUGGUGGUGAGGAGAAAAUACCGUUGUCAAAGCUUUGGGAUGGGAUCUAUAUCCUCUCAAAUUUUCUUAUUGGGCAGGCACUUUUACGUUUAGAUGUCGCUGGGGAUGUUUACUGGGACGCUCUCGAUCGUCGUUACUUUGGUAAUGACGCUGCAGCCAGGGUGGAGUUGUUUUAUGAAGUGCUUGCAACAAGCAAUCAAAAGAGGGUAAUAGCAAGGAAAUUGCAAGAGUUGGAGAUGUAUAACGCCGAAUUGAAGGAGCGGGGUUUAGAGGAGGAUAAGCCCCUUGAGCCGCUUAGAGGAUUGCCAGCCGAUAAAGUCCAGGAACUAGCGGAGCAUCUAAGGAAUUUCAAUAACAGGGAGGAAGCUAGGAGACAUGAGUUUUGUUCAUGGGCAUGGUUCAGGUCUCGAGUGGGUCUAGAUUGGAGGCAUGUUAUUUAA